Cannabis sativa is the source of this 1931-nucleotide messenger RNA. RefSeq names its product transcription factor HHO5. NCBI's taxonomy places the organism in Eukaryota, Viridiplantae, Streptophyta, Magnoliopsida, Rosales, Cannabaceae. The coding region runs from base 386 to 1612 and encodes 408 amino acids. Gene Ontology annotation, biological process: regulation of DNA-templated transcription. The record is from RefSeq and is a predicted model, not a curated record. The transcript is spliced from 5 exons. Gene Ontology annotation, molecular function: DNA-binding transcription factor activity; DNA binding.
AAGCCAGCGAUUCUCUUUUGCCCACCUAACAAUCAAGAAUCUUGAUUCUUCAAUAAGCCAACCCAAAUAAUUAAAUAAAUGGUAAAAGUUAUUAAUUACGAAAUUACCUUUUUGCCCAAGACAGUACGGAAUCCAAAGAUUCCGCCUUUUACUAACGAUUGGGUUAAGAACGAGUUUUUCCGAGUUGACUCAAUUUACGCGACGAAACGAUUGUGAAAUUGUGGAAUCUUCCUGUCUUGAAUCUAUCUAUAAUCCCUUCCCUAUUUUCCUCAUCUGUAUAAAACCACCGCUGUUUCCUUCUUAUCAAUAUUUUUUUUUUGUUGUUUUUCUUUAUUAUUAUUAUUAUUUUUGGAAUGUUUGAGAACGAGUUACAGAGAUCAAAAUUAUGGAACUGAGCUUGAAUAAUAAUUCAGGAUUAGCCUUCGUUCCCAAAACCAUUUCUGAGUUUCUCGAACACGUUUCGAAAAUCAGAGAUGGGUCUGAGAAAUUAUCAAAGCUCGAUGAUUAUGUGAAAAGGUUUGAAGAAGAAAAGAGAAAAAUCGAUGCUUUUAAGCGUGAGCUUCCUCUUUGCAUGAGUCUGGUUACCGAUGCUAUUGAGAGGUUGAAGGAGGAAGAGAAAGCCAUAAAAGCUAUGGAUGAGUUCACAUCGUUUAAGGGAAAUUCAGAUGAGAAUGGAUCGACAAAUUUGGUAGAUGAUUCUUGUGAUAAGAAAAGCUGGAUGAGCUCUGCUCAGCUAUGGAGUACAAAUGUUGUUGAUUGUGAUUCUCAUAAUAAACAAACCUCAGUUUCUGAACUUAAACCGAGAAUUGAAGAAGUAGCAGUGGAUCGGCAUGUGUCUGAAAAACAACCAAUUGGGGUUUCUGAUUAUAGAAACAGAGGAGGAGCAUUUGUACCAUUCAAGGCUCAACCUAGUCCUCCUAGUGGUGUUAUAGUAAGGACUAGUUUGAAAGAAGAUAAAGAGGUUUCACUUUCACGGGUGCCUAGUCUGAGUCUCAUGCCUCCAACUCCAUUGCCUACAACUUCUCCAAUAUCUGAGAUGGGUGGAACUAGUGGUGAUUCUAAUCCUAAGAGCAGCCAUAGUUGUAAAACUGGUUCUGCUUCAUCUUUCUUGACCGAGCAAGUUAAGUUAGUGAGCAAAUCACAACUGGUGCAGCACCAGACACAACACCAGCAUCAUCAACAACAACAACCCUUUAGAAAACAGAGAAGGUGUUGGUCUAUUGAACUUCAUCGUCGUUUUGUUGAUGCAAUUCACCAGCUUGGUGGUUCUCAUGUAGCUACACCUAAACAAAUAAGAGAGCUUAUGAGGGUUGAAGGCCUUACUAAUGAUGAAGUAAAAAGCCAUUUGCAGAAAUACAGGCUCCAUGUGAGAAAACUUCCCAACUCUUCCACCGAGCCAGACAGUGGCCUAUGGAUGAGUCAAGAUCAAUGUGGAGAUAGCUCACACCAAUCUGCAUCUCCUCAGGGUCCUCUAGCACCGAGCGGCUCUAAUAAAGCACUUUCUCAUACUGGCGGGAACAGUACAGAAGUUGAAGAUGAAGAAGAAGAUGAAAAAUCAGAUGGCCAUAGUUGGAGAGGUGGUAAUCACAACAAGGCAGGAGAAGAUGUAUAGUGUCAUACUCUUUAUAGUCUUUAUUAUAUACUACUUCCCCAUGAAUUUUUGCAGAUAACUAUCUACAUGGGAGAUCAUAUAUAUAUAUCUGAAAUCAUAAGACAUUAUAGAAGGAUUUGAGGCUGGGAGUGUUGUCUAUUAUUAGGCUCUGCAUUUUGGGAGGUCAUGGGAUUUUUCCGCCCUAUUUACUUGCAAGUUUUCUUCCCUUAUGUUUCCAUGGGGAGGUUUGUUGUUAAUGUUAUGACUGGAUAUGGAUUUGUAGGAAGUGACAUAAAAAUAUUUACUAUAUUCAAAAUUAAUUUGUAGUAGUUUAUGAUUA